AGAAAGAGAAGCUGUUUAGUCCUACUAAGUACUUUGUUGAAGAAGUUGUCAACAGCUUUGAUGAGUCUGACCUCCACAGAACUUGGAUCAAGAAGCGCUCGAGACGUUUUUGUCUUUAAAAGUACUAAAUAAGGAUUUUCAUUUUAUGGGCUAAGUGAAAGGUUGUCAAUGAUGUUUCAUCAGUGUAGUUGAGAAAAUUAAAGGAGAAAAAGGAAAGUCAUGCACUCGUCUCUAUUUCUUUAUUGGUUCUAUAUUCUAUUCUGCAAAAAAAAUAAAAUAGGAAGUAUAUAUAUAUAUGAUAAAGAGAAAUUGAUGGAAAUUAAGAAAAGGACAUUGUAGGUAGUGGCAACAAGGAAUUCUCGUGAGAGGAAUAAUAGGCUCGAGAAUAUGUGCUGGCGCAUCUGGCAUCUUACCCGCAAGAAGAAACAGAUAGCCUGGGAUGAUGCACAAAAACUAGUAAAACGGCGACUUGAACUAGAGAAAGGUCGUUUUGAUGCAGCAGAAGAUUUUUCUGAACUUUCAGAAGGUGAGAAGGAGAAAGGAGAUAUAAAUACAUCAGAGUUUCACCAUGUCAUAUCAAGGAUUAACUCGGAUACACAGAUGUGGUCUGAUGAAGAUAAACCAAGGCAACUCUACAUUGUCUUGAUCAGUAUCCAUGGAUUGGUGCGUGGAGAAAACAUGGAACUUGGCCGAGAUUCUGACACUGGUGGUCAGGUGAAGUAUGUAGUAGAGCUUGCUCGAGCACUUGCAAACAUGAAAGGAGUUCAUCGGGUUGAUCUCCUGACUCGGCAAAUCACAUCCCCAGAGGUCGACUCUAGCUAUGGUGAGCCAAUUGAGAUGCUCUCAUGCCCAUCUGAUGCUUUUGGCAGCUGUGGCGCCUACAUUAUUCGAAUCCCCUGCGGACCACGUGACAAGUAUAUUCCAAAAGAAUCACUCUGGCCUUACAUACCAGAAUUUGUUGAUGGGGCAUUAAGCCACAUUGUGAAUAUGGCAAGGGCUAUAGGGGAGCAAGUCAAUGGUGGAAAAGCAGUGUGGCCUUACGUAAUUCAUGGGCACUAUGGUGAUGCUGGAGAGGUAGCAGCCUGCUUAUCUGGAACCCUAAACGUACCAAUGGUGUUAACAGGACACUCACUAGGAAGAAACAAGUUGGAGCAAUUGCUUAAACAGGGCAGACUCACUAAGGGGGACAUCAAUACCACCUACAAGAUAAUGAGGAGAAUAGAAGCAGAAGAGUUGGGACUAGAUACCGCUGAAAUGGUGGUAACUAGCACAAGACAAGAGAUUGAUGAACAAUGGGGUUUGUAUGAUGGUUUUGACAUUCAGCUGGAGAGGAAACUGAGAGUUAGGAGACGGAGAGGAGUGAGUUGCCUCGGGAGAUACAUGCCGAGGAUGGUGGUUGUACCACCGGGGAUGGACUUCAGUAACCUGAAUACACAAGAUUCACUGGAAGGAGAUGGAGAUCUCAAGUCAUUGAUUGGCGCAGACAAAAGUCAAAAGAGACCUAUACCACAUAUAUGGUCUGAGAUUAUGCGAUUCUUCGUUAACCCUCACAAGCCAAUGAUACUUGCACUUUCACGUCCAGAUCCUAAGAAGAAUGUAACUACUUUGCUCAGGGCUUUUGGAGAAUGUCAAGCACUUAGAGAACUAGCCAACUUAACUCUGAUCCUAGGUAACAGAGAUGACAUUGAUGACAUGUCCAGUAGCAGCUCUGCAGUACUCACAAUUGUAAUAAAGCUCAUUGACAAGUACAAUUUGUAUGGCCAGGUGGCAUAUCCAAAGCGUCACAAGCAACCAGAGGUUCCUGAUAUAUAUCGCCUGGCUGUAAAAACUAAGGGAGUGUUCAUCAAUCCAGCUCUUGUUGAGCCAUUCGGCCUCACUCUUAUUGAGGCAGCUGCUUAUGGUUUGCCUACAGUUGCUACCAAAAAUGGAGGGCCAGUAGAUAUACUCAAGGCACUAAACAAUGGGCUACUCAUUGAUCCACAUGAUCAAAAAGCCAUAGAAGAUGCUCUUCUAAACCUUGUUGCUGACAAGAAUCUAUGGCUGGAGUGCCGUAAGAAUGGCCUAAAGAAUAUCCACUGCUUCUCAUGGACAGAGCACUGCCGGAAUUACCUCUCCCAUGCUCAACACUGCAGAAAUCGCCACCCUGUCAAUCGUCUUGAGGUCAUGAAGCCAGCUCCUGAAGAACCUAUGAGCGAAUCACUAAGAGAUGUUGAAGACCUUUCUCUUAAAUUUUCCAUUGAUGUGGAUUUCAAGGCCAAUGGAGAGCUUGAUAUGGCAAGAAGGCAGCAUGAACUUGUUGAGAUACUCUCACGGAAAGCUAAUUCAAUUAGCAAGCCUGUUGUUAGCUACUGCCCUGGGAGAAGGCAGGUCCUAUAUGUAGUGGCAACUGACUGUUACAACAGUAACGGAUCUCCUACUGAGACCUUAUCUCUAACAGUCAAGAAUAUAAUUGAAAUUGCAAGAUCCAGGUCCAGCCAAAUAGGUUUAGUUUUUCUGACAGGCUUGAGUCUGCAAGAGACUAAAGAAGCGGUAAACAGCUGCCCAACAAAUUUCGAAGAUUUUGAUGCAUUGAUUUGCAGCAGUGGAAGUGAAAUAUACUACCCAUGGAGGGACUUAGGACUAGAUGACGACUAUGAAGCCCACAUUGAGUAUCGGUGGCCAGGUGAGAACAUUAAAUCAGCAGUGAUGAGGCUUGCUAAAAUCGAAGAAGGUUAUGAGCAUGACAUUGCACAAUGUUCUAGUGCAUGUAGUUUUCGAUGCUACUCAUAUAGCAUUAAGCCAGGAACCGGAGUACGGAAAGUUAAUGACCUUCGUCAGAGGCUACGUAUGAGAGGCUUCCGUUGCAAUGUUGUUUACACACAUGCUGCAUCAAGGCUGAAUGUGACACCAUUAUUUGCAUCGAGAUCCCAAGCACUGAGGUAUCUCUCAGUUAGAUGGGGAGUUGAUCUUUCUAGGAUGGUUGUUUUUGUGGGGGAAAAGGGAGAUACAGACUAUGAAGCCCUGCUUGUGGGCCUUCACAAGACUGUGAUUCUAAAACGAAGUGUGGAAUAUGCAAGCGAGAAACUUCUUCCCAAUGAAGACAACUUCAAUACAGAUGAUAUAGUUCCUCUAGAGAGUACAAAUAUAUGUGCAGCUGAAGGAUAUGAACCCCAGGAUAUCUCUGCAGCCUUGGAGAAGUUAGGGGUCAUGUAAAGUCUCGGAUGAUGUUUCUAUUUGACUAUUUCCUUUGCAAUAUCACAAGCAAAACUUCAGUCAAAAAGUGAGCACA
Messenger RNA from Solanum dulcamara, 3268 nucleotides. Its product is annotated as sucrose-phosphate synthase 4. The coding region runs from base 388 to 3192 and encodes 934 amino acids. The transcript is spliced from 14 exons. NCBI's taxonomy places the organism in Eukaryota, Viridiplantae, Streptophyta, Magnoliopsida, Solanales, Solanaceae. The record is from RefSeq and is a predicted model, not a curated record. Gene Ontology annotation, biological process: sucrose metabolic process. Gene Ontology annotation, molecular function: sucrose synthase activity; sucrose-phosphate synthase activity.